AUGGUAGUGGUGAUAGUUCCUCAUGCCCGGCCGUAUUCACAUUUCGCGGUAUAUUUUCAAAAUGCAACGUGUGCCCGUCACUUCGUUUACGCUUUUAUUGUGAUUGUGUCGUCAUCGGUUCUAUUGAUCGUUUCCGGCUAUUUGCGCGAAAAGAAAUUUUUGCUGUUCAAAAGUGUGGUCGAUGCCGCAAAUCUAUUGAUGAACGAUAACGCAGGCAUCAGAUAUGGAAAUCUUCAUCGCGCAGACGUCUUCGUCAUUGUACCUUUGACUCUCACAGGGAUAAUUGUGAUGAACAGCAUUGUCUCGCUGUUGCAAAGUUUCAUUACGUCGCCAAUCUACCAACCUCAAAUCAACUCACUUCACGAUCUGUACGAGUCCUCAGUUCAGAUUUUAGAGGACAAAUUCCGGAAAGAUAAAACGGUUGAACUGUUGGAAAAUCGAACAGGGUUUGGUGAAUGGAGUGGUAAAGUUCAAGGCAUCUACUACGAUCAGCGAACUGAGGCAAUAGAAACAUUUCAGAAUUCAAUCGCAUUUCUUGCUACCGACUCUAAUACGAAUUCGUAUUUAGAGGUGCAGAAACGGUUGGGCUUGGAAGCGUUUCACACACUAAGAGACACAUUUUUCUCUAAACAAUUGAUGGCCUACAUGGUCGAAAAAGAAUUUCCGUACAAAGAGUGUUUAAGUGACAUAGUUCAUCGGUUGAAUGGCGCAGGAUUGAUAGAGAAGUGGAACAAUGACGAACUGCUAAAAUACACAAAAUCUUUGUUGAACAGAAAUCGGAAGUCUCAAUUGGUCAAUGCAUCGAACAAGAUUGAAUUUGUUGUGCCGACUGUUGUUUGGUGUGGUUGGAUUGCAAGCGGAGUCGUCUUUAUUUGCGAAUUAAUUUGGAAUUUGAAAAAGAAACUUUUGUCUGGCAAACAGACACAUUAA
This is a messenger RNA of Bradysia coprophila, 930 nucleotides long. Its product is annotated as Ionotropic receptor 67a. Lineage: Eukaryota; Metazoa; Arthropoda; Insecta; Diptera; Sciaridae. The record is from RefSeq and is a predicted model, not a curated record.